AUGACAGAUUCAAAUUCUAAGGAAAGGGAGAUAAACAAGGAUGAGAAUAUUUUGCGUGGAGAUAAGGAACGUGAGUCUUUCGUCUCCGAUCUAUUGGUCUUGCCGGUUUCCCGUGUUGGCUGGGAGAGAAUGUGGAGGGAACACACUGGUAAGGAAAUUUGGGAUAAGGUGGUGGAGAGAAGUGUGCGAUAA
Messenger RNA from Schizosaccharomyces osmophilus, 192 nucleotides. RefSeq lists its product as uncharacterized. The record is from RefSeq and is a predicted model, not a curated record. Lineage: Eukaryota; Fungi; Ascomycota; Schizosaccharomycetes; Schizosaccharomycetales; Schizosaccharomycetaceae. The coding region runs from base 1 to 192 and encodes 63 amino acids. The transcript is spliced from 2 exons.